AUGCUGGACGGCUCCGUACGGUGGCGCCUCGUCGACGUGGAGGCGGAGGAGGCCGCCGCCGCCGACGCCUCAACCCCGCGCGGAGGCAUCGCGCGCACGUUUAGCAGCCGCGGCCUCACAGACGACUUGUCGCGAUGCCUGGUUGCUUUCGAGUACGCGACGCCGCCGCUGCCUCGCGACGACGCGGCUGCGCCGGAGGGGUGGGACGACCGGCUGGCGAGCUGGCGCCGCCUCGCCCAGCGGGCGCUGCUCGAGGCGGCCCUCGGCGCGGUGGCGGCCGCGGCGUGCGCCGGGCUCAGCUCGAGCGUGGUGGUCGACCUGGCAGGGGGUCGGGACAGAGGGGACGGCGGGCCAGAGGUUACUUGGUACUGA
Molecule: messenger RNA, 372 nt
Organism: Emiliania huxleyi CCMP1516
Lineage: Eukaryota; Haptophyta; Isochrysidales; Noelaerhabdaceae
Exons: 1
Coding region: 1-372 (123 amino acids)
Source: RefSeq, a predicted model, not a curated record